This is a messenger RNA of Linum trigynum, 4892 nucleotides long. The record is from the annotation of a GenBank genome assembly. NCBI's taxonomy places the organism in Eukaryota, Viridiplantae, Streptophyta, Magnoliopsida, Malpighiales, Linaceae.
UCACCAUUUCAAAAUUCCAGCCCUCCUAUGCAUCCACGUCAGCACCCUUCCGACCAAUCGGAUUUUUUCUUAACUCCUUUUUUUUCUUUUAAGUUUUUCUAUACCCCAAUUAGGAUGUGCCACGUAACUCUCUCUCUCUCUCUUCUUUUUCAAUAUCCCCUACUAUUCUUAAUUGAUUCAUAUUUAUUUCGCUUCAACUCCGAAUUUAAAUAUUAUUGCGCAAAAAAAUCAGAUUUUAUGUGAUCUACACAAGGAUACCCAUUUUGAUAUAUGUUUUUUUAAACAUAGCCACAGUCAUAUAUUUACAAGGCAUGUUCCUAUUCGAUAGUUGCGAAACUAUAUCAAUAUCAUUCGAUUGUACCGCCAUAAAGUAUAUACUAACAUAGAUCGCAGAACAAAUUGCUUAUUCUACUGAGUUACUAAAUUAUAUCAAUGUUUAAUUUUGUAAUAUCAUAAUAAUAAUGCACAACAAUUUCAUGGGUGCUAAAAUAUUGUCGUGCGGUACAAACUAAUUUACCUUAAAAAAAUCAUUUAGCGGCCAACUAGUCGGACUCAAAGGUAUACACGAUUUGGAAUGAGAGAGGACAAUGACAGACUGAACAAAAUAGACACCUUAUGAGAAAAAAAAAUACCAAAGUACGUAUUUCAAACAAAAUUUACCCGGCCAACGAACCGAGUACCAAACUAGUAAUAAGUUAAUAACAGUAUCCCCAGCCGGCAGCCGCCUCUACCUGACUACCACUUGCUCUACUAAUUCGAUUAUUUUAUGUUUGGUGGAGUGAUAUUUGGAGUUUGUGGGCCGCCCGCGAAGCCAACAGGCAGGCUCAUAAGUCACACCAUGGCCCAAUAUGUAGGGCUGCAAAUAAGUUAAGCCAUUUGCAAGUGGAAAAAAUUUGUUCUAUACUUGAUUUAUUAUUUAAAUUUAAUAAGCUAAUUUAUGAGCCGACUCGUUUACUUGAGCUAUAUCAUGUUCAGUUUGAUAAACUCAUGAGCUAGCCAGACACUAUGACUUGUUGAGCUAAUCUCGCGAGCUGAUUUGUUUAGAGCUUGUGAAAGAAUUAAUUAUUCUUCUGAACAUGAACACUAUCUUGUUAAUAAGGAUGCGUAUGGAAGUUAGUAAUAUUUUUAGUUUCUAGUACUGUUUUUAUAAUUUAAAUUCUUAUGUUUACAUAUUUUUCAACAUCAAUGAUUUCAAACCGAUUUCAUAUAUUGAGAGAGCUUGCUCACGUCUUGACAAACUCUGGUAAUGAGCAUUUACCUAGCUCAACUAAGCCAAGUUAGAUUACUUUAAUUCAAGCUGAGCACAAACUCGAGCUGUAUUAUCAACUUGCCUUGUAAGCAACCCUACCCAUAUGGAAUGUAGAUGGGAUGAAGAAGUAUGAGUGGAUACUGGAUAGACUACUAGUCUUUUCGAUAUACCUCUUCUGAAGGAUGAUAAUACUGUUCAUAAAAGAUUAAAAAUAAAUUAUUUAUCGCAUUAUAUAGAUGUGUAGUCUAGACAUAUACACUCCCUCAAAGCACACUGCUCUGAUCCAAGCUAGCUACUGUACAUUAGCAAAACCCCGAGAUUAUGGCGGUGGGUAUUGAUGAACCGGCGGCAGAGUUGCGCAGGAAGAGGGUGGAGUUUCAUCCUUCCGUUUGGAACGACUUCUUUGCUCGCUCUAACAUCUCCACCAACGCUGCUGAUUCUCAGAAUUUGGAGGAAGCUCAGAAACUGACGGAAGAAGUCAGGGAUAUGCUCAGGGGAGCUGUUACUAACGAUGAUGAGAAGAAGGCUACGAUUCUGGAAACGCUGGAGAUGAUUGACGCCGUCCAAAGGCUCGGCAUCGCUUAUCAUUUCGAAGAAGAGAUCGAAGCAGCUCUGCUUCGAAUCUCCGGUGCCGCCGCCGAUGGGUAUGUCGACGCCGACGGUGACUUGUACGCUGUUACCCUCCGAUUCCGGCUUCUCAGGCAGCAGGGCUACCACGUCAAUCCCACGCUCGCGUUGGCGAAAUUCAAAGACGAGAAGGGUUAUUUCAAGAAAGAUGUGACCGGUGACGUGAAAGGACUGCUGAGCUUGUACGAAGCUGCUUACUACAGAGUCAACGAGGAACAAGUACUGGAUGAAGCACUCGUGUUCGCAAGAACUCACCUUGAGCCCAUUACCCAGCUAGAGGACUCGCCUUGGGCUAGCCAAGUGAGACACUCGUUGAAAUGGCCCAUACUCAAAGGGCUUCCCAUAAGAGAGUCGAGGCACUUCAUGUCGAUAUACCAACAAGACGAAAGGCACAACGAAGCCAUUCUGAAGCUAGGGAAGCUGGAUUUCAACUUGGUCCAGAAGUUGCAUCAGCACGAGCUUAACAUUCUCACCAAGUGGUGGAUGGAUUUGGACACGCCAACUACACUACCAUUUGCGCGGGACAGGGUGAUAGAGUGCUACAUGUGGCCGUUGGGUGGAUUUGUGAGGCCUGAUUAUACCACUGGAAGAAUUUUUGUCACGAAAAUUACCGCACUUGUCUCCACCUUAGAUGACAUUUUCGAUGUCCAUGGCACCAUCGAUGAACUUGAGAGCAUUACCAAAGUCAUCAAGAGGUGGGAAAUUACAGAUGAAGACGUGCUCCCUAGCUAUUUCAAGUUCUGGUUCAAGACAUUGCUUGAGGUGUUUGCUGAAAUUGAAGCUCAUGUGUCCAAGGAAGGCAGGUCCUUUUGUAUGGAGUAUGCAAGGGAAGCAGUGAAACAUAUAGUGAGAGCUUUCAUCAAGGAAGCCAGAUGGUACAACAAAGGUUAUGUAGCAACAAUGGAGGAACAUUUGCCUAAUGGUUAUGUGAGCAUUGGGUAUCCACUGGCUAUUACAGUGGUUUAUUGUGGAAUGGGAGAAAUUGCUUCCAAAGAGGUCUUCCAAUGGCUGUUCAGUCAACCCAACCCUAAAAUCCUUGCUGCUGGUUCUAGCAUCGCCAGGCUCAUGGAUGACAUAGUCUCCCACGAGUUUGAGCAAGAAAGGGGACAUGUGGCUUCGUCCGUAGAAUGCUACAUGAAGCAAUACUGCGUGUCAAAGCAAGAGGCGUACGUGGGGUUGAACAAUUUGGUGGAGAAAAUGUGGAAAGAUAUGAACGAAGAUCUGAUGCUGCCUUUGAAAGCUCCAUUACCGAUUCUGAUGACCAUAGUAAAUAUGGUGCGAGUCAUGGACCUGUUGUAUAAGGAUGAAGACACUUACACGCAUGCCAAGACCUUCAUGAAAGAAUUGCUCACCAACAUUCUCGUGGAUCCUGUGCCUAUAUAACCCAACUAUUCUUAUUGCCGAUAAGAUCGAUCUUUGGGCAGUUCACUGCGUGGAGUGUGUAUUUUAGUAUAUCUUUGUGUUACUUUUGUGUUCUGGACUCAGGGUCCAUCAAUUAAGCAUUGUCAAAUAAAUAUGUCAACAUCAAUAUAACAUUGUCUAAACUAUUACAUCGCGAUCAACUUAUGGAUAUUAUUAAGCGUUUUCAUUUUCCUACUUUUUAAAUUGGUUUUAUCUUCUUUGUUUUAACUUGGAUUUCACAAAAAUUUGCAUCGAUGGAGUGAGUUCGUUGUGAACUUAAAAUUUAUAUCCAUUUUCAAUAUAUUUCGAGAAUUUUUUUUUUCCGCACUAGCAAUACCACACGUUACCACCUUGAUAACCCACUAUGUACCACCUUCGUUUUUCAAAUAUCCGGGGAAUUUUUUUUCAAGACCAUAUAUACCAUCCUAUACCACCUUGGUAAUGGUAUGUUGUGUUAACUAGUGGUAGAUGGUGAUGAAAGGUAGUAAAUGACAAUUAAUAUAUUAUUACUAUCCUAUAUAUAACUAUUUUACAAUAUGAUAUGUUAAUACCACCAUGAUACACUUAUAUAGCAUUUAGUAUAAUCUUAUUUACUACCAAAAAUUACCACCAUGGUAUGAAAUCGUAAUACAUGUCACAAUUUUUUUUUGUUUCAAAAUAUAUCAAAAUCGAUGUCAUUUUGAAGAGCGAACUUAAUUUGAUUUUUCUAUGAGUUUUUUUCAAUUACGACACAAAAUGAAAGAGAUAACUCAUUAAAAUUAAUUUGGAAAAUUUUUUGUUGCCUUUCAUCAAUUAAUUAAAAGCACAAGUCAAUGUUACUGUUCCUUACGAAAAAAACUCCCACCCCCAAUUCUUUCGCAAACAAUGUUCAUUACAUUUAUUGUAGUUUUCUAAUUUAAAUCAUUAGCUACAGGUGGUAGCAUGCACAAACAUAUGAGGAAUUACACAUAAAGGGGUCUUCUACGUAGUGGUCUAACAAAAUGCUAUACUUUUUAUAAUUUCAUUUUAUUAUUAGACCGCACAUUACAAAAUAUUUACGUAUCACCGUGCUAUAAAAAUUCACGUAACAUAUGAAAAAUUACACAUAAAGGGGUCUUAUAUGCAGUGGUCUAACAAAAUGUGAUACUUUUUAUAAUUUGAUUUUAUUAUUAGACGCACAUUACAAAAUAUUUACGUAACACCGUGCUAUAAAAAGACACGUAACAUAUGAGGAAUUACACAUAAAGGUGUCUUCUACGUAGUGGUCUAACAAAAGGUGAUACUUUUAUAAUUUGAUUUUAUUAUUAGACCGCACAUUAUGAAAUAUUUACGUAACACCGUGCUAUAAAAAGUCACGUAGCAUAUGAAGAGUUACACAUAAAGGGAACUUCUACGUAGUGGUCUACUAAAAUGUGAUACUUUUUAUAAUUUGAUACUAUUAUUAGACCUCACAUUACGAAAUAUUUACAUAACACCGUACUAUAAAAAGUCACGUAACAUAUGAGGAAUUACACAUAAAGGUGUCUUUUACGUAGUGGUCUAAAAAAUGAGACACUUUUUAUAAUUUGAUUUUAUUAUUAGACCGCACAUUAAGAAAUAUUUACGUAACACCGUGCUAUAAAAAGUUAUGUAACAU